AUGUUGUCAAUUCUGCCCUUGGGCCUUGCCCUUCUCGGCACCUCGACUGUUCUCGCCCAGACCCCCCCUUCCUGCUCCCUGACCAACAAGUGCCCAGAGGACGCUCCCUGCUGUUCCCAAUAUGGCCAAUGCGGAACUGGCGCCUUCUGUCUUGGCGGUUGCGACCCCCGCAUGUCCUUUUCGCUCGAUGCCUGCGUUCCCGCCCCCGUCUGCCAGGACAAGAAGAUGCCUAUGAACUCGCUCGACAAGAUUGUCGAUAUUAGCAAGUAUUUGGGUGACCCGAGCAAGGCCGACUGGGUCGCACAGGGCGAGCCCGCGCUGUACAAUAAGGAGGCUGUGCUCCUGACCAUGCCUGCAAAGAGUGUCGGGACUGUCCUCGCCUCAACCACAUACAUGUGGUAUGGCAACGUCAAGGCCACCAUCAGGACCUCGCGUGGUCCCGGUGUCGUGACCGCCUUCAUCCUGUACGGAGACGUCAAGGACGAAAUCGACUACGAAUGGGUCGGUGCCGAUCUCGAGAUGUCCCAGACCAACUACUACUUCCAGGGUAUCCCAAAAUACGAUCAAUCAGGCAACAUCUCUCUCUCCGAUACAUUCAGCAACUGGCAUACGUACGAGAUCUCGUGGACUCCCGACGAAAUCCAGUGGCUGGUCGAUGGCCAGGUUGGCCGCACCAAGAAGCGCUCUGACACGUGGAACGCGACCGCCCAGCAGUGGGACUACCCGCAGACGCCCGCCCGCGUCCAGCUGUCUAUCUGGCCCGGUGGUGCCGACACCAACGCCAAGGGAACCAUUGACUGGGCCGGUGGCCCCAUCAACUGGGACAGCGAGGAUAUCAAGAACGCCGGGUACUACUACGCCAUGGUCAAGGACGUCGAGAUUAGCUGCUUCAACGCCAAUACCCCCCCGGGCACCAACAACAAGAAGAGUUACUACUACAACAACAUCAGGUCCACCAACGACACCGUUGUGGACAGCGACAAGGGCACCAUCCUACAGAGCUUUCUCGGCACCGGUCUCGACAUGGAUGCCGGCGCCACCACCGCCUCUGGCUCUGCUGCGAAGCCCACGGUCACCGCGGCCACUAUCCCCGGCGGUAGCAACGCCGGACCGGGCAACGACCACAGCAGCAAUGACAACAGCUCGCCAAGCUCAGGAGCUGGUUCCGGUUCCGGUUCUGGUUCCGGCUCGGGCGAUUCCGGCUCCGGCUCCGGAUCCGGGUCUGGUAGCAGCUCUUGCGGCGCCGGUGGCUUCUCGCAGGACUGCAACAGCAACGGCAACUCCGGUUCCAACAACACAAGCGACGGCGCCUGCCGCAAGUCGUCGCUUGGCGCAAGUGCUUUCGCCGCACUCGUGGCAGCCUCGGCCCUCUUCUGGCUGUAG
This is a messenger RNA of Colletotrichum graminicola M1.001, 1383 nucleotides long. RefSeq names its product glycosyl hydrolase family 16. Gene Ontology annotation, cellular component: fungal-type cell wall. The transcript is spliced from 3 exons. The coding region runs from base 1 to 1383 and encodes 460 amino acids. The record is from RefSeq and is a predicted model, not a curated record. NCBI's taxonomy places the organism in Eukaryota, Fungi, Ascomycota, Sordariomycetes, Glomerellales, Glomerellaceae. Gene Ontology annotation, biological process: fungal-type cell wall organization; carbohydrate metabolic process. Gene Ontology annotation, molecular function: glycosyltransferase activity; chitin binding; hydrolase activity, hydrolyzing O-glycosyl compounds.